AUGAAAGAGUUGACCGUGAUAACAAUUGUUUCAAUCACUGUCAUCUAUCUUUCCUCAAUGAUCGCACUGGGUCGAAUUCUUCUCGAUUUUAAGCAUUUCCAUACCAACAGCCUCUCGAAUUUCGCAGAUUUUCAGAAAUACGCAAAGCAAGCCUGGGAUGAGAUGAUCGAAAUCGAACGGGAAGCGCCAAAAGAGAAACGACAAACGAAUCCGUAUCGGAAAAGACGAUGCGCCUGUGGAAAUGUUUCAGAGUUAUCCCCAGCUGGACCCCCGGGACCUCAGGGUGAGCCGGGUGAGUCGGGUUUGGACGGAUAUCCCGGUCAACAUGGACACAAUGGAUCACCGGGUAGACAAGCGGCAAGAGGAUCGCUCCAUGCACAAUGUAUCCCUUGCCCGAUUGGAGCCGCUGGGCCGGCUGGACCGGCUGGAGACCCGGGUCCACAAGGGAUUGACGGAAAUCCUGGAUACGAUGGCGUGCCCGGAGUUGAUGGAGACUUUGGUUUCGAUGGAGAAAUGGGUGAAACAGGAGCCCGAGGCGAGCGCGGACAUCAUGGUCCGCCUGGUUCACCCGGCAAAAAAGCUAUGCAACAAGUCGCUCAAUCUGGCCCACAAGGACCACCUGGAAAACCUGGAGUCCCAGGGAAAGCAGGCCAACCAGGACCCAAUGGAGAACAAGGAUUGGAUGGCGUUCAGGGUUCAAUGGGGUAUGCUGGACUUGGAGGAAUCGCUGGCAAUGAUGGACAAUCCGGAGAGCCUGGACAAGACGGGGCACCAGGCUUUGACGGUGACUAUUGCCCUUGUCCGAUUCGUUCAUCGAAACUCUCUGGCGAUAGUGGACGCGAGAUUCGACGAAAAUUCCAACAGAUUCUUUUUAGUGAUCCUUAC
Messenger RNA from Mesorhabditis belari, 885 nucleotides. The record is from the annotation of a GenBank genome assembly. NCBI's taxonomy places the organism in Eukaryota, Metazoa, Nematoda, Chromadorea, Rhabditida, Rhabditidae.